AUGUUCGGCAUUCGCACGCCAGAAAAGAGGGCUGACAGGGCUCCUUCCCCUGACAUGGAUAGACCGGGAACUUCCAAAAUUGUCCCCGCAGAUAAAUCCACUCCACCUGGAAAAGAAAAAGGAAAUCUAGUUAAAGAAGCCCACAAAAAAUUAAACAUCAAGUUAAACAUAAAUAAAGAGACAUCCGAUAGCUCUCCGAAGUAUCGAAACAGAGCUACAGAAGCAAAAGCAUGGGUGAGUAAGGCGAAAGUACACCUGUCACAGUCGAGAAACAUCAAGACUGAAAUUAAAAACGAAGUCUCUCUAGCCAUAGACAUUCUUUAUAAAAUAAUUAAGGAACUAGAAGGAGAAAUACAGGGUAAAGGAGAGAACGAAGGAGGAAAGAAGAAAGAAGAGAAGAGACCAGAACCAGAAAUUGAGAAAGAGCGGGAAAUGGAUAAAAUUGAAAAAUUUGGAAAAAUCCUAAUUGAGAAAAUGGAAAAGCAAGCUGAGCUACUACAACAGAGCAAUGAAAAAAUUAUCGAUUUAAAACAGACAUUGGAGGAACAAAAAGUAGCUCACAAACAAAACUACACAUAUGCCAACGCAGUGACACAAGGAGUAAAGAUACCGCAACAGAAAACUUUACACUCUGUUGUGGUAACUUCCAAGAAUGAAACUGAGACAGGAGAGGAAGUAUUAAAUAGAAUAAGAAAAGUGGUUAAUGCCAAAGACGGAGGAGUACGUGUGGAUAAAAUAAGGAAGGCAAAGGAUAGAAAGGUGAUUGUUGGGUGUGAGACAGAAGAAGAAAGGAAUAUAUUAAAGAAAAGAUUAAAGAAGGCAGAGGAACAUCUUGAAGUGAAGGACAUCAAAAACAAGAAUCCCCUAGUUGUACUUAAAGACGUCUUUAAUUAUAAUACGGACGAGGAAAUACUAGCUGCACUGAAGAACCAAAAUAAAGACAUGAUGCAAGAUGUAGAGGGGAUAGAGGAAAUUGAAAUAGCCUACAAAAAACGAACAAGGAAUCUCCACACCCGACACAUAGUCCUGCGGGUGCCCCCACAAUUAUGGAGAAAAAUGACCGAGGUGGGUAGAGUGCGGAUCGACCUGCAGAGAGUGGCGGCUGGGACCGGGUGUCUUGACUGCCAGGGGUGA
Papilio machaon (common yellow swallowtail) is the source of this 1134-nucleotide messenger RNA. RefSeq lists its product as uncharacterized. The transcript has 2 exons. Lineage: Eukaryota; Metazoa; Arthropoda; Insecta; Lepidoptera; Papilionidae. The coding region runs from base 1 to 1134 and encodes 377 amino acids. The record is from RefSeq and is a predicted model, not a curated record.